Arachis ipaensis is the source of this 1332-nucleotide messenger RNA. RefSeq lists its product as uncharacterized. NCBI's taxonomy places the organism in Eukaryota, Viridiplantae, Streptophyta, Magnoliopsida, Fabales, Fabaceae. The record is from RefSeq and is a predicted model, not a curated record.
AUGAGGGAUUAUGAGCAAAGCUUGUAUCCAGACAGUGGGAUAUCAAGGUUAUCUUUCAUUGUCAAGUUGUUUCAAAUGAAAUGUCACUAUAGAUGGAGCAACAAUUCAGUUGAUGCUUUGUUACUCUUUUUAAAAAGCAUAUUUCCAAAGGAAAAUUCUUGUCCAACUUCAUUUUAUGAUGCUCGAAAAGGGAUUUGGGAUUUGGGAUUAGAUUACAAAAAGAUAGAUGCUUGUGUGAAUGAUUGCAUUUUGUUUCGGGGCCAAGCAUAUGCUGAUCUUGAUGAAUGUCCAAAGUGUAAGCAAUCUAGAUGGGUGAAGGAGAAGGGGAAUGAAAAUGAUGACCCUCGUAAGAAGGUGCCCCAGAAGAUACUAAGAUACUUUCCGUUAAAACCUAGGCUUCAAAGGAUCUUCAUGUGUGAAGAAACAGCGCUAGCAAUAAGGUGGCAUAAAGAGAAACUACUUGAUGAUGGAGUCCUAAAAUACCCAGCAGAUUUGAUGGCGUGGAAGACAUUUGAUGAGGAGCACGAAGGGUUUUCACGUGAUGAUAGAAAUAUCAGGCUUGGAGUUGCUAGUGACGGAUUCAAUCCGUUCGGCAAUAUGAACAUUUCCUAUAGUACAUGGCCAGUUGUUCUCAUUCCAUAUAACUAUCCUCCAUGGAUGGUUUUGAAACAUUCAAAUUGGAUGUUAUUUCUACUUAUUCCAGGCGCUAAAUCCCCUGGCAAUUCUAUUGAUGUAUACUUAGAACCGUUAAUUGAAGAGUUGAAAGAAUUGUGGGAAGAGGGUGUUGAAACAUUUGAUGUGGUUCAGAAACGAAAUUUUCGAUUGUCUGCUGUAGUUUUAUGGACAAUAAAUGAUUAUCCAGCUUAUGCCAUAUUAUCUGGUUGGAGCACUAAAGGUGCACUAGCAUGUGCGUGUUGCCACAGAAAAACUAGUUCUAAAAGGCUGAAACAUGGACACAAGCAUUGCUAUAUGGGUCAUCACCGCUAUUUGCCGUAUGAUCAUCCGUGGCGAAUGAAUAAGAGUUCAUUUGCCAAUACUAGGGAACUUGGCGAAGCACCUAAGCCACUUUCUGGUUAUGAUGUCCUAGAAGAAUUCAAGACUUUUGAACAAACGGAGUUUGGGAACACUACUAAAAAGAGAAAGAAGUCUGAGCAUGACAAGGUGGCUGGAAAUUGGAAAAAGAAAAGCAUUUUCUUUGAGUUGUCUUAUUGGAAGACAUUAUUGUUACGGCAUAAUUUAGAUGUAAUGGAUAUAGAGAAGAAUAUCUUCGAUAAUAUACUGGGUACACAGCUAAAUUUAGAUGGAAAUACAAGGGACAAUCUUAAUGCAUGA